This is a messenger RNA of Numida meleagris (helmeted guineafowl), 4932 nucleotides long. It is a transcript of the gene RAD51C, whose product is annotated as RAD51 paralog C. Gene Ontology annotation, biological process: meiotic DNA recombinase assembly; reciprocal meiotic recombination; DNA repair. The transcript has 8 exons. The record is from RefSeq and is a predicted model, not a curated record. Gene Ontology annotation, cellular component: replication fork; Rad51B-Rad51C-Rad51D-XRCC2 complex; Rad51C-XRCC3 complex. Gene Ontology annotation, molecular function: four-way junction DNA binding; crossover junction DNA endonuclease activity; ATP binding. NCBI's taxonomy places the organism in Eukaryota, Metazoa, Chordata, Aves, Galliformes, Numididae. The coding region runs from base 76 to 1236 and encodes 386 amino acids.
AAAUCGCGCAUGCGCUCAGGCCGUUCUGUCUGAGCCGCGCGGGCGCCGCGGAGAGCGGUGUUUGCGCGGCGCGGUAUGCAGCGAGAUGUGGGCAGCCUGCCGCUGGGCCCCGCGCUGCGCGCCCGCCUGCUGGCCGCCGGCUUCCAAACAGCGCAGGAGCUGCUGGAGACCGGCCCCUGCGGGCUGAGCAAAGAGAUUGGAAUCUCCAAAGAAGAGGCACUGGAAGCAUUACAAGUUGUCAGGCAGGAAUGUGCUGGUGAUGCAGCAAAGACAGUUGGGGGUCCUGGCACCACCAGAAAGUGCACAGCACUAGAACUUCUGGAAGAAGAGCAAGCCCAGGGCUUCAUCAUCACCUUUUGUUCAGCACUGGACAAUAUUCUGGGAGGUGGUGUGCAACUGACAAAAAUCACUGAGAUCUGUGGAGCACCUGGUGUUGGGAAAACACAGCUAUGUAUGCAGUUGGCAGUGGAUGUACAGAUCCCAGAAUGCUUUGGAGGUGUAGCUGGGGAAGCAGUGUUCAUUGAUACUGAAGGCAGUUUUAUGGUAGACAGAGUAGCGGAUAUUGCAACUGCCUGUGUGCAGCAUUGCCAGCUUAUUGCUGAAGCUCAUCAAGAAGAAGAUCAUCUAAAAGCUUUGGAGACUUUUUCUCUUGAAAGUAUCCUUUCUCACAUAUAUUACUUCCGUUGCCGUGACUACGUAGAGCUUCUAGCACAGGUCUACCUCCUCCCAGACUUUCUUUCAGAACACUCAAAGGUCCGACUGGUGGUAAUUGAUGGGAUUGCAUUUCCCUUUCGCCAUGACUUGGAGGACCUCUCACUUCGAACAAGGCUUUUGAAUGGUCUGGCACAGCAGCUGAUCAUCAUAGCAAAUGAUCAUAAAUCAGCGGUUGUUCUGACAAACCAAAUGACAACGAAGUUUGGACAAAACCAGUCCAUGCUGGUACCUGCAUUAGGAGAAAGCUGGGGACAUGCUGCUACUGUGCGUUUAAUCCUUCACUGGGACAACAGUCAGAGGUUGGCAACAUUGUACAAAUCACCGAGUCAGAAGGAGUCAACCACAACAUACAACAUUACAGUUAGUAUUUCUUUUGGGAUGGAGAUACAGAGGUGGGAACAAAGUGUUAGAAGUAAAGAAAUUUUCAGAUGCACAAACCUGAGAAUGCUGUUUGCUUUCUUCAUGUUGCCUUUCAGCUUCUUUCUGAAGGUAGCCAGUAAUACCAGGAUGUCUCCAGGUUAAUCAUCAAAUUUACAGGCAACCUGUGCCCAUUUCUGCUUGUCCUAGUGCUGCAUAGUUUAUCAUGGUAAGGUAACCCUUCAUGUUAACACUUGGCCUAAGUGCAAUUACAGAGGAGAAUCUUGCGCUCCGAGCGUUCCUGUUGGAAGACUUCAGGAAGCCAAGCUGCUUUCUCUCAUCAGAUUGUUUGUUUCCCUAGUGGCUCAUCGCUGCAUCUGUUCCAGUUUGUCAUUUUUUAGGACAAGGGUGACCAGAAUCAUUCACAGUAUUCUAGAGACCUCCAUAUCUCUGCUCUAACUACAUUGCCUGAUAUAACACAGCUUGUACUUCUGCCUUUCCUAGCUCUGUCGUACUGGUGACCCUAUGACCAGGCAAUAUAGACAGAAGUAUCUAUUUUUUCUUCCGUUGUUAUAUGAUGAGAUUCCAGCUGGAGUGCUUAUUCAGCCCUAGGUAAACUCUGUGAUUGUUUUCUUUUGUUGAGUGCUUAGAUACAUAUUAAUGAGAAUAUAUAUUGUUUAAGCUGUUUAUAGGUUAAAAAACAAGCACUCAGCUCUUGUGUCUUCAAAUGACAAAUACAUAGGUACGUGCCAUAACUGUUUGCUGUGUGUCCUCAUGGAAACACGUUGCCAUAGCAUUUCCUGCAGAUUUUAAUGCUGCCCUAAAAUGAGGUCCUCAAACUAUUGAGCAGAAAUCAAGGUUUUUUUUCCACUUCUAAAUGCAUUCACUAUUUAGAUAGAUAGAUAGAUCUAUAUAGGUUCUGUGAAGACUGGACAGGAAAAUGGGACCACAUCGCAUGGUUGUUUAGAUCAUGUGAUGUGGCUGUGCAGCCCUCUCUCUGCAGCUGCCAAACAGAUGGAUUUUCUUAGUUUAAUUGCCAUUUCAGCUUUAUACAUAUUACAAAACAGCUAUGCUGUCUUCAUCCAUGUGAAUGUACACAAUCUUGAAGUACAGUUGAGACUGUAUCCUAAUCAAAGAUUAGUUACAACUUCAGAUUAUCCCUCUGUUUUUUCCUUUAAUCCUGUUGAGCUGCUUCAGCAGACGUUUCUGUAAGUAAAAAAAUGUAUUAUCCCUGUUUCCGUUGUGAAAGGCAGGUCUAAUAGUAAUUGUUUGCUGUUACUAUUUCUCAUUCUCAUCUCAGUAGCUAAACUGGAAGAUGUAAAUAUGUAUUCAGUGCUUCCAAGUAUGAUCGGGGACAUCUGUGUAUAACCAGCAGACAAAAAAAAAAUCAUCCAAGAUGCUUAGGCUUAGAAUUGUCUUAAAUUCGGUGCAAAUCAAAAGUACCAAACUAUGUGAUAAACUGGUUGAUCAGUGCUUGUACACUGAUGGAGAAGUAUGUGACUUAGUGCCUGAAGCUCCAGUUCUUUUCCAGCUGUUCCCUUUCUAGCAUAUUGGUAAGUCAGCCACCAGCCUGAGCAAGUGUGGAAGCUGUGGAACACCUAACAAAUGAAAUAAUAAUUCUUUCACAGGCUGAUAAGGAUUCAUUCUUAAGCGCAGAGUAUAGAAAUGUAAGUUGAUUUAAGCACAAGGGAGUAAAUGGCUUAUCUGAUUCAUCUAAAUUUCCCAGGUAAUAUGACCUGAUUAUUUGAUUGUGAAAGAUAAGGACCCAGAACUUGUAUUCUGAGUAAGAAUUGUUCAUAUUUCCCUGAAUUUUGGAGGGUCUGCCAGACUAACAAUGAGAAUACCUUUAAAGUAAUAAAGACAUCAGUUUUGAUGCAGUAGUAAUGCAAGUAAUAAAGGCAUCAGUUUUGAUGCAGUCUGUAGGCACCGGGAGACACCAAAGAACAACCCAAGAUGAGCACAGCUGUGAUCAGAGCUGGACCAAGUGAGCCUUCUAAGCCUUAGUUCUGUUAGCCGUGUUUUCUCCAUAUAACACCACUAACAAGCUUUGCAUACACCUACAAAAUUCUUGUUUUCUUUCUCACUGGAGAGAGGCUGUAUCUAGUAUAUACAUGCCUUUAACUAAAUGCAAAAUGUCCAUGCUAAGCAGCCUACUUCAUCAUGUUCUGGCCUUUAUAGCCACUGGAAUGCUUUUACUGAGAGUCUAGCAUGCUAGAUUAAGUGGAUUCUUGGCUUUGAUCCACCUUUGUGCCUAAGGGAAAUAGCAGAGAUUAGAUGCAAGCAGCGGUGAAACACUAAACUUGAAGAUUCCCCAUUAUGCUAUUUAGAAUAACACUUGAGUUGCUUAAAAUAGCAGAGGGACCGCACAAGUUCUGCCCUUGUGGCACCUCUUGCUGUUUAUUCCUUUAAAAACCUUGCAGGCUACGUGAGGUGAGGCAUUUAGAAAUAGAAAUACAGAGAUGAGAAACAAGCAAAACAUUUUAAUUGGUUUUAUCUUGGAUUCAUCUUGGUGCAGGACAUACUGGCAUUUUGAAAAAGUCACACAUCUGAUAGUAAUUCUCCCUGGUUUUUCACACUGCAUGAACCUGAAGCCUCAGCCUUCCUGAGGUGUGCUCUUCCCCUCAUCUCAGCCUGAGCGCUUAGGAUCCUCCAAGCAGUUUCUUUUUCUGAUUAACGCUUCUUCCUCUCUUAAGUCUGUGCUACAGUGAGAGCUCUUCACUGAGCUGUCAGCAAUGCUCCCUACACAGCAUUUGGAGAUAUGGCAGUUGAAGGCUUCACAUAACAUCUCAGUGUUAUGCAGUAAUUGAUGACAUUUAACUAAAUGAUUUCUCAGAUCUUCCAUCUUUUAAAAUCCUUUAAGAUCAUCAAACUAUGAGGUAACGUAACAGAAAAUACCAAUGGUACCAAGCAAAACAGAUCACCUUAAGCUCUGUACUAUGUAGUAGCGUCUAGUUUUCAAUUCUACAUUUAGGUUUUGGCAGUUAAAGGUACUCAGCCCAUUGUGUCCCAUAAAUCACUUAGCUGGGAAUGUCUCUGCUGACUGCUAAGGCCAAUUCAGGUAUCCUCUUCUCUUGCAAUGUCUCCUUGAUGUUUUCAGUUCAUUAAAUAGAUGCAUGAAACACAAAGAGGUCUUAGAAAAUUUUAAGCGUUGUUUCUGAAAAUGGCUGCGGCAAUUAAUCCAGUGGUCAUCUUGUUUCUGUGGGAGUUUGGCUUGAAUCUGGGCUGAAGGAUUUGGCUUUGAAUUUAUUUAAAUAGGCAGCAUACGUUAAUUUGCCGAGAAGCACCGCUACAUAAUCAGGGGGGUUAUUAGGGUAAAAAGCAAAUGGUAGCUUUGUUGGUGAAAGGAAGGUAUCUUUGAAAAAUAAAAGGAGAGACAAUAACUAGUGGCCACGUGUGUUGAAGCUUUCAGUUCUGAGCUGAACCUCAUUUAGAAGCAUUCCACUCAUCUAAAAUAAAUGAUAGCAUCAUGCCUCAUUCUGAUCUUCUGGGAUCUAGAGUUACUCAUGCUCUAUAGAAGCGAUAUCACAUGAUUUUACUUGUAUAUUACAGCCUCAGGGCUUCCGAGAUGUGCAGCCUCCACCUGUCACCCAAAAUGCGGAAGGUACUGAAAUGAACCCUCGCAAACGGCCACGGACAGAAGAGGAGAAAUAACAGUGAUUCCAAAGAACUGUUACAAAAAGCUGUGCUACAUCAGAACAAGCACAUAGAGAACAUGCAGCCAGAGGCAGCCUGAGAGGUUCUUUCAAUUCCUGCUCUGGACUUUAUUUUAUUGUUUAAACUACAAUAUGCAAUUUUUUGUGGCAGAAAAAUUGUCUGUGUAUGGCAUAAUUUUACUUUUAUAAUAAAAUCUAUUUUAUAUAA